Molecule: messenger RNA, 570 nt
Organism: Gossypium raimondii (Peruvian cotton)
Lineage: Eukaryota; Viridiplantae; Streptophyta; Magnoliopsida; Malvales; Malvaceae
Exons: 3
Coding region: 1-570 (189 amino acids)
Source: RefSeq, a predicted model, not a curated record
AUGGUACAGGAAGGUAUUAUUUUGGGGCAUCGAAUAUCGAGACAAGGGAUAGAAGUAGAUAAAGCCAAGGUAGAUGUCAUUGAGAACCUUUCAUCUCCAAUAUCUGUAAAAGGUGUUAGGAGCUUUUUGGGACUUGCCAAAUUCUAUCAAAGAUUUAUCAAAGACUUCUCCAAAAUUGCUAAAGCCUUAUGCAAAUUAUUGGAGAAAAACACAACAUUCAGCUUUGAUGAAGAAUGCUUGAAAGCUUUUAAUUAUCUGAAGAAUUGGCUAGUUUCGGCACCAGUUAUCAUCACACCGGAUUGGGAUUUGCCAUUUGAGUUAAUGUGUGAUGCAAGUGACUUCGCGGUAGGAGCUAUGAUGGGCCAGCGAAGGAACAAGGUUUUUCAUCCCAUCUAUUAUGCAAGUACCAAAGUGACUGUCUAUAUGGAUCAUUCAACAAUUAAAUACUUACUUGCCAAGAAAGAUGCUAAGCCGAGAUUGAUCCAAUGGGUACUUCUACUUCAAGAGUUUGAUCUAGAAAUUCAAGAUCCAAAAAGGAUAGAAAACCAGGGGCUAGAAGCACCUGAAUAG